Molecule: messenger RNA, 1311 nt
Organism: Actinia tenebrosa (Australian red waratah sea anemone)
Lineage: Eukaryota; Metazoa; Cnidaria; Anthozoa; Actiniaria; Actiniidae
Product: co-chaperone protein HGH1 homolog
Source: RefSeq, a predicted model, not a curated record
CGUCCAACAUGGCGGCCAAAGUGGAUGAACAUGCAGUGAACGAGUUGCUGCCAUUUUUAGACAAAAAUGCUCGCGAAGAUGUAAAAUAUUUUGCCCUGGACUAUAUUACAGGCCUAACUGGAUCAGAUGAGGGUAAGAUGUUCUUGCGAAGCCACCCGGAAUUUAUUUUAAAGAUAACCAAGUUAACACGUGAUCCUAGCAAGACGAUCUGUGGCAAAGCAUUGACGGCUGUUGUAAAUCUCUCUGCAGAAAUUCCCACCGCGGAUAUUAUCCUAAAAUGUGAGAAUUUAGAUGAGUUGAUUGAAAUGACUUUGGAUCCAAAGUUUGAGGAGGCAGAUAAAAUUGCUUUCAUUCUUUCAAACUUGACGAGAACUGAACAGGGUUCUCAAAAACUUGCUUCUUCUCCGAGCUUCGACAUGUUCAAAAUCGUGGAUACUUCCUCUAAACUAGAUCACAAUCCAAAUGCAAAGCUACAUUAUUUGGCACCUAUGUUGUCGAACUUGACUCAAUUGAAGGAGGUGCGUGAGAUGGUCUUAGACAAGAGUCGAUGUGUUAUACAACGGCUUCUUCCCUUCACGGUGUAUGAAGAGUCUCUUGUCAGAAGGGGAGGUAUGGCGGCUGUAUUAAAGAACUGCUGUUUUGAUACUGAGUACCAUGAAUGGCUAUUGAGUGAUGAGGUAGACAUACUGCYGCACCUUCUUUUGCCGCUGGCUGGUGGAGAGGAGUUAGAUGAAGCUGAUAUGGACAAGCUGCCUCCAGAUUUACAAUACCUUGAUGAGAAUAAACAGCGUGAAGCAGACCCUAGCAUUAGAAGAAUUUUGAUUGAAGCACUUACACAGCUUUGUGCAACUUCACAUGGCCGCAAAGUAAUGAGAGAGAAACAUAUAUAUGCAAUCCUGAGAGAACUCCACAAAUGGGAAAAAGAUGAAGAAGCAAAGAAAACGUGUUUGAAUUUGAUUGAGAUACUAAUCGCUGAUGAACCAGAAAAAGGAAUGGAAAACUUGAAGGAGGUCGUCAUACCUGAGGAUUUUAAUAUCCCUGAGGAGGAUAAUUAAUAUGAUAAAAUAGAUAGAGUAGCUGAGGACAGACAGAGGGAGAGAUAGAAAGACAGACAGACGGGUAAAGAUCGCGGCAAGUGUACAUUUUAUAUUUUUCCUACCACAUUAUACCGCUAGUAAAUGAGUGUGUAUAUCUUUGAAAUAUUGACCAAAGGUCGUUGAACAGAGGGUGGUCGCCUUAAUUGGUCUGGUCGUCUAGGAUUUCUGUAUUUAACCUCGAUUUACCUCUAAUAAAAAGAAGUGACAAUCGUCA